AACAUGGUGAAAGAGAGGUCUUGCUACAUGCCUCGUCUCACCAUCAGAAAGGUGGUCCCCAUCUAUUUCACCAUGGUGGCAGCUUUCUUAACCGUCUUACUGGUGUCUCUCCAUGGGACCUCUCCGGUAGAGAGUUCCUUCCCGUACAAGGUACCGCUGGAUCCGAAAGGCAUGAUGGAACUUUAUUGGAACGUGAGUUACCCUGAAAAGGUGGUGUAUUUUCAGAUCCUGAUUAAAGACCUCAAGGCUGGGAUGAUCUUCGGCAUGUCGGACAGGGGAGACUUUGAAGAUGCUGAUUUAGCCAUCCUGUGGAGUAACGGGUUUAGUUCCUUUUUUGGUGAUGCAUGGAGUGACCAGGAGGGACGAAUUCAUAUCGAUUCACAACAAGACUACCAGCUGCUCAUGGCACAACAGGCUCCAGAGGGUCUCUACAUCGUGUUUAAGAGGGCCUUCUCCACCUGUGACCCGCAUGACUACCUAAUCGAGGAUGGCACCGUGCACCUGAUCUAUGCCGUUCUGGAGAAACCUGUGCACUCCAUUACUGCCAUCAAUGUCUCGGCCAUUCAGAAUAGGGGUUUGCAGCGAGUGCAGCUUCUGAAACCAGAACGUCAGCGACUGCCACCUCUUCCACCAGAUGUCCGCAACCUUCAAGUCCUUGCACCCAAUGUCCUUAUCCCGAACCAAGAAACCACCUACUGGUGCUAUAUCACUGAGCUUCCCCAGAACUUUCCAAAGCAUCACAUUCUCAUGUAUGAGCCAGUGAUUACGAAGGGCCAUGAAGCUAUUGUACAUCACAUGGAGGUAUUCCAGUGUUCUGCAGAUGAUGAGACCAUACCUCAUUUCAGUGGACCUUGUGAUGCCAAAAUGAAACCAGAGAAGCUAAACCACUGCCGGCACGUCCUUGCUGCCUGGGCCAUGGGCGCGAAGCCAUUCUAUUACCCAGAAGAUGUCGGUCUUGCCUUUGGUGGACCUGGUUCUUCAAGAUUCCUUCGGCUCGAAGUCCACUAUCACAACCCCCUUCAAUUAAAAGGGCUCAGAGACUCCUCCGGAAUUCGCCUGCACUACACGCCAUCCUUGCGGAAGUUUGAUGCGGGCAUCAUAGAGCUGGGUUUGGUCUACACUCCACUUAUGGCCAUCCCACCACUCCAGAAACAGUUUGUACUGAGCGGUUACUGUACGGACAAGUGCACCAACAAGGCUUUUCCCCCUGAUGGAAUCCGCGUAUUUGGCUCCCAGCUUCACACACAUUUGACCGGACGGGCGGUGAGCACGAUGCUGGUCCGUGAGGGCCGCGAGGUCGAGGUUUUGAAUGAAGACAAACAUUUCAGUCCUCACUUUCAGGAAAUCCGUAUGUUAAAGAAAAUGGUCCACGUUUUGCCUGGCGAUGUGCUGAUUACAAGCUGCUCUUACAACACUGAAGAUAGAAGGAGCGCUACGGUGGGGGGAUUCAGCAUCACGGACGAGAUGUGCGUGAAUUACAUCCAUUAUUACCCACGGACAGAGCUGGAGGUCUGCAAGAGCCACGUAGAUCCCGGAUUCCUCAGCAAGUAUUUCCACCUGAUCAACAGGUUUAACAGUGACGAUGUGUGUACCUGCCCCCAGGUAUCUGUGACAGAGCAGUACAGAGAGGUCCCGUGGAACCCGUUCAGUGUCGAGGUCCUGAAUUCUCUGUAUGGCUUCGCUCCUAUUUCCGAGCAUUGCAAUAAAUCAUCGGCCAUGCGUUUCCCGGGAGAAUGGGAGAUGCAACCUGUGCCUCAGGUCACGAAAAAGUUGCGUUCAGCGGAGCCCAGCUGUGAAUCCCAGAAACACUCCGGGUCCACAGGACCAGAGCUGGUUAACAUCAAGAACCAGGACUAAUCAUAAGAGCCCCCCUCACUCCCCACAUUGGGGGAUUUCUAAAAUUUACACAUUUCGGUUAUUUUGCCUUAAAAUGAACACUCCAAGCAUGCUGUAGUGGUUAUGGUGCCAGCAUCAGUUCCCUUCCGUUCCCACUCUAAGUAGUCAAACCUCACCCAAAGUCAGCUGCUCCCCCUCCAAUUCAGAAAGAGAGACAGAAUCUCCACGUUAGCUCAUCUUCCCGAUCAGCUUUAAAUUUGAAACUCACUUUGGAUUCACUCUUAGUGAAUAGCUCUGAAAAUGU
Molecule: messenger RNA, 2140 nt
Organism: Pelobates fuscus (common spadefoot toad)
Lineage: Eukaryota; Metazoa; Chordata; Amphibia; Anura; Pelobatidae
Gene: DBH
Product: dopamine beta-hydroxylase
Exons: 12
Coding region: 4-1857 (617 amino acids)
Biological process (GO): octopamine biosynthetic process; dopamine catabolic process; norepinephrine biosynthetic process
Cellular component (GO): secretory granule membrane
Molecular function (GO): dopamine beta-monooxygenase activity; copper ion binding
Source: RefSeq, a predicted model, not a curated record